UUAUUUCUCUCUUCUUCUUAUUUGCUUCUUCGCUCUCGUUUCCUCCAACAAUCUCCAUGGCAGCUCCGUCUCUCAAUCUCCUCCUCAUUUUCUCUAUUCUCGUCUUCAUUUCACUCCCGAGAUCUGAAUCUCUCUCCGAUAAUCCAUCUCUCGUUCUUCUACCCGACGGAUUCGACUGGCCGAUCUCUCACUCCGACGAAUUCGACCUCAUCGACGGUGAAGAAAGCUUCGAAGUCGCGGAGGAAGACGACGGCGGCGGCGUAGAUCGACGGUCACUGUACUGGCGGAGGACGAAGUAUUACAUAUCGUACGGUGCAUUGUCGGCGAAUCGAGUGCCGUGUCCUCCCAGAUCUGGAAGAUCGUACUACACUCAUAACUGCUUCAGAGCUAGAGGUCCCGUUCAUCCGUACAGCCGAGGCUGCUCGUCGAUCACUCGAUGCCGGAGAUAGAAGAAGAAGAAGAAGAAAGCUUGAAACUCCAU
Messenger RNA from Arabidopsis arenosa, 481 nucleotides. The record is from the annotation of a GenBank genome assembly. Lineage: Eukaryota; Viridiplantae; Streptophyta; Magnoliopsida; Brassicales; Brassicaceae.